UUGCAGAUACUUUUGAAUCAGCAGGAAAAUGUCCUCUAAAUUACGCCUAGCUCUGGUGCAGCUAGCUGUCGGCAAAUCAAAGUUGGAUAAUGUGACUCGAGCUGUGCAGAAGAUAAAGGAAGCUGCUUCUGAAGGAGCCCAUUUGGUUGCCCUGCCUGAGUGUUUCAACUGUCCUUAUGGCACACAAUACUUUGCCGAAUAUGCAGAACCAGUCCCGGGUGAAAGCACCGAAGCCAAAGGAAGCGGCAAGGAGAAUGGGGUGUACGUUGUAGGAGGCUCAGUCCCAGAGUCAGAUGGGGGAAAAUUUUAUAACACGUGCACUGUCUGGGGGCCAAAGGGGGACCUCCUGGCCAAGCAUCGGAAGCUCCACCUGUUUGACAUAAACGUCGAAGGGGGAAUAUGCUUUCGCGAGUCCGAUGUCCUGUCACCCGGAAACAGUUACACAACCUUUGACCUCCCACAAUGCAAAGUGGGGAUCGGCAUCUGCUACGACAUUCGAUUUGCCGAGAUGGCCCAGGUCUACAGCAAAAUGGGUUGCAAACUCUUGUUGUAUCCAGGAGCCUUCAACAUGACUACAGGCCCUGUGCACUGGGAGCUAUUGCAAAAAGGACGAGCCCUUGACAAUCAGGUGUACGUUGGUACCAUUUCUCCUGCACGUGAUACAUCUGCCACUUACAUUGCCUGGGGUCACUCCACCUUGGUCAGUCCAUGGGCAGAUGUUGUAGCAACUACAGAACAUGAAGAAGGGAUUGUAUAUGCUGAUUUGGAUAUGGAUUACGUACAAAAAGUCCGUCAGAUGGUUCCCCUCGGUGUCCAGAAGAGGAAUGAUAUGUACGAAAUUGUUACCAAGAAAUAACUUACUCCUCAGUUUAAAAAUGAAUGAAUAUAAUACAUUUUCCUAAUCCACAGUGCUCAGUGCUAUGAUUAAGUUUAGUUAUAUAGAGAUACAGUGUUGAAUAACUGCUUUGUACAUACAUGCUAUAAAAGGUAUAUUUUUAAUAGCUAUGUAGAUAUCUCUAUUAUGAUAUUAUGUCAUAAAAGAAAGUUAGCAUUGAAAAUGGCUGAUUUCAAAACUCCAGUAGCAUUUCAAACAGCAAAGCUUCACUAACAAGUAUAGAAGAUAUAUGCAUAUAUUCCAAGAU
This is a messenger RNA of Penaeus monodon (black tiger shrimp), 1142 nucleotides long. Its product is annotated as omega-amidase NIT2-like. Gene Ontology annotation, cellular component: mitochondrion. Gene Ontology annotation, molecular function: omega-amidase activity. Gene Ontology annotation, biological process: L-glutamine metabolic process; oxaloacetate metabolic process. The record is from RefSeq and is a predicted model, not a curated record. Lineage: Eukaryota; Metazoa; Arthropoda; Malacostraca; Decapoda; Penaeidae.